AUGUCCCAGAGCCGCGGCCAGGAGGAAGCUCCAGAGGAGGAGCAAGAGCCCACCUCACCAGCCAGCGGUGAGGAAGAAGGAGAGGAGUCCGAAAAAACCUCCGAGGGCCAAGGGAAACCCGAGCUGGCGGAGCAGGGCGGAGAAGCCCUGACCUUGCUGGACGAGAUCAGCCAGGCUAUCUUCGACGCUUCAAGAGAUGAGCCAGCAACCGGCUUAUCCGCCUCCGCAGGGCGACCCCGUGGUCGAGGCUGCGAUUGGCGAGCUGUCGGCCCAGAGACAACAGGGCCUAGCUGCAGCAGCCGCUACGGCGGCAGUCGCCACGGCAAGAGCAUGCGGCUCCCAACUUCCCUUAAGGGGCGAGACGACUGGGAGCGCUUUGCCUUUCAAGCAGAGACCUACCUGGCGGUCGUAGACACCAGGUAUCCAGCCGAGCUGGAAAUAGCUCGAAAGUGCAAGGUGCCACUCCAAAUGGCAGCCAUGACCGAGGAAGUGCGGACCCUUAGCGUCCGCCUCUUCGGCAGCUGGACCCAGGACUCCGCCACAGCUGUAAAGCUGGCGCGCGGAGUGAAGGGCCAGAAUGGGUUCGAGCUCUGGCGUCUCCUGUACCAGCACAACCCAGAAAACGAGUCCAAGAACCUCACCUGGAGGCGGACCCUGCUGAUGCCGAAAUUCCCGCCAAAGGAGAGCGACUUCUCUUUAGCUUUGCAGGAAUGGGAGGCAGACGUGGACCGCUACGCCUCCGAGUAUGGCGCAGGGCGCGCCCUAGCAGACGAAGAUCUGCGGGCAGUGCUGGUGACCGAGAGCCCCAACGCUCUUCGGCAACACCUCGCUAUGCACGCGGCGAGUCUUUCGACUUAUGCCGAGGUGAGGGAAGUAGUGCUGAGCUACUUGCAAGCCAAAAGGGUCUGGACCCCGAGUGCGGGCUACGCCGCCUCUUCCCGAAGGGACCCUAACGCCAUGGACAUUGGCAGAAUAGGGGACCGAGACGGAAAAGAAGGGAAGGGCAAAGGCGACAAAGGCAAGAAAGGGGACAAGGACCACAAAGGCAAGAAAGGGGAGUGCUGGUUUAACGCCAAGGGAAAAGGCAAAGGCAACAAGGGCCAGGUGGCCCAAGUGGCCGACGACGCGGCCACGACGUUGUCAACAGCCUCCUUGGCGACUGCGGGUCCCUCCGCGUCCCAAGCUGGGGGAAGCACCGGCGGCUCUGGCGGCAAAGGCCAGGUACGCCAGGUGCGUGACGACCACAUCUUAGGUGUGCGGUUUGCCCCGCCUCACGACACCGAUCCAGAAGAGGACAAAAUCCUCAAGGUGUCGGGGAGUCUUCUCGUGGACUCCGGGGCGUGUGUGUCCGUGUGCAGGCCCGAGGCGUUUCCCGACCUGCAGCCCGCGGGCCCACCAAAGAGCCUUUACUCGGUGGACAACAGCCGCCUGAAAACAAAGGGCCGUGUCCAGCCGAGCCUCCUCUUAGGGGAGGAGCGUCAGUCCUGCAAGGUCAACUUUGAGGUGACCGAGGACAUCGAGGACGAAAUCCUCAGCAUCAGCCGUGCUGUUGAGGCCGGUGCGGGCAUUUGGCUCCACCGAGAGGACAGCCACAUUUUGUGGCCCGACGACGUCCGAGCCUCGAUCCUCAAGAGAGGGUCACAGUUCCUCCUACCCUACGAGCGGGAGCUCCCGCCGGGGUCAACAAACCGGGUGGCACCGGUGGCGGCAGAGCCACCGAGCCCAGGCAAGGACCUGGGACACUACGACUACAUCCCGGAGCACGACCUCGAAGCUCGAGAGGUAGAGGACGCGGCGAUGGAAGCAGCAGCCGACGAAGAGGCCGAAGCUGCUGAAGAGGAGGAGGCUGCGGGUAACCCCGCCCCUCUAGAGGAGCAGGCCGAGCAGCCUGACUCCAGGCCACGCGGCCUAAGGGCACCGCGCAACCCCACGGCGCAGGAACGCGCUGAGCACGAGCUCACUCACAUGCCCUACCAGGCGUGGUGCGAGAAGUGCGUGGAGGGAAAGGCGCGCGAGGACCCACACCGCCGCCGUGAGCCUUCAGAUGAUCCGGUGACGCCGCUUGUCACCAUGGAUUAUCAGUUCUACAGCCGGGACGGGAAAGAAGUUGAGGAAGAAGCGUCGCUUGCCACGGUGCUGAACCUCACAGACAGGGCCACUGGCUGGACUCUGUCGGUUCCCGUGGCGCACAAAGGGCACAGACACGCGGCCUACGCCGCAGGGCUUGUGGAGCAGUUUGUGGAUCGCCUGGGGUACGACAAGUUCACCCUGCAGGCUGACCAAGAGAAUGCUAUAGCCUCUGUGGCCCGUGCGGUCCACCGCCGGCUUGGAGCUGCUAGGGUGCGUCUUCGGGACGCCCCUCGCGGGUCACACCAAAGCCAAGGAUCCGUAGAGGGAAGAAACGCACACCUAGCAGGUGAGGUUCGCACUUGGCUCUCGCAGCUAAGAGCGGACUACCCCGCCUUAGAGUGGGACACUUCGUCCAACUUGUUCCCGUGGCUUGUCAGGCACGUGGCCUGGCUGCAGGCCCGUUUUGGGACAAAGUCAACGGAUGGGGUGACACCAUAUCGGGCAGCCACAGGCAUAUGGUGGAGCACUUUGCUCCUUUGGAGAAACCGUCUAGCGAAGCUCCCAAGGCCCGGGAACAAAGCGCAAGUGCGCUGGGUCAAAGGGGUCUGGGCCGGCAAGCUGGAGCGCGACGACUCACACGUGGUGCUAACCGAAGCCGGCGCACUCAACGUCAGGAGCGUCAGGCGACUUCCGCCGGAGACCCGACACCAGACGGCAGCCGUCCUUAAAGCGUGCGGCCUGCCUUGGAACCCCAGAUUUGGCCGCUCAGCGCCAGCAGAGCGCAGCGAGCCGAUGAUGGUGCCAAUCCCUCUGGCCACGCCGGCCGAGGAAGUGGAGCGGCUAGAACCGCCCGGUGAGCCCUGGCUCUUCAACGACGAGCCGCGGCCCGACGACGAGGCCCUCCUGGUCGAAGGGGCCGAGCAGGCCAGCAGGCUCCCGGACGCCAGCCCUGAGCCGUCCGACGUGGAGGCAGCACCUUCCGCAGUAAGCGCGCUGCCGCAACAAGCGGCAAGCCCCGCCCCAGCCGCCAACGACGGCUCAGGCGAAGGGGGGCAGAAGCGCGACUCUGGCGAGCGGGACGCGUCGGUCGGGCAGGUGACAGACCUGCUAGACCGGAUGCUCGACCCCAAGCAGGUCGAGCAGGCACGCAAGGAGCAGCUAAGAAAGCUGUGGGACCGAGGCGCUUUCACGCCUGUGCUGCGGUCUGAAGUACCGCGCGGGGCGCAGCUGUUCAGGGCAAAGUGGGUCGACAAGUGCGACAAAGGACGGUACAAGUCAAGGUGUACCUGUGCCGACGUCAAGGCCCGCUACAGCCCAGAACAGGAAGCUGGCUUGGACGUUUUCGUCCCAACGCCGACGCCCGAGAGUCAUUCCCUGUUGGAGGUAGCAGCGCUACACAACGAGGGGUGGGUCACAAGGUCUUUGGAUAUUGUGGCCGCCUUCCUCAUAGGGAAGGACCGCGGUGCGGCGGAAGGCCGCCCGGUCUACAUGCACGCGCCUGUGGAGUGGCGCGAGCUCUUUGAGCAAUGGGUCUUGGAGCAGCCUGCGAAGGACCAGCAGUGGUACCGAGACCACUUCCGGGACUUCGUGUUCCGUGUGGACGGCAACCUCUACGGCCGAAGAACGGACUACGACUUCCAGCGAGGCGUGAAGGACCCGUGCGUGUUUCUAGACCGCGGGUCCGGCCUGAUCCUUCUCCACCAUAUCGACGACAUCCGUGUCGCAGGCCCCAAGGCCGCAGUGCUGAAGUUCACGGAGGUGGACCUUCCGGCGCACUGUGAGAUAGCGGUGGGAGAACUGGAGGAGCCGGGCACAGCGGUGGAGGUCCUAGGCAGGACCAAGGUGCGCACCGAGGACUCUAUCCUCACGCUGCCCGACAGCAAGCACGCAGAGAAUGUGUGCGAGCAGCUGGGCAUCGGUCCAAAAGACAAGGGGUUCCGCAGCGCCGUGGGUAGUGCUAUCUACCUGUCGGCGGACGGCCGUCUACGAGAGCUUGCGGAGAAAGACUUCGCCCUAGCCUGCGGCUUGCCGCGGCUAUGGGCAGACUCCGAGUUCCUUUGGACCGGGUUCGCCUUUCAAGUGGCCACCGGCCGCGUCGUGCGCCGGUACCAUGGCCAACAGCGAGGUUGCCCAUUCAUGGGCGAGCCUUUCGGCUGCCAGCCCUGUGUGCGGGACGCUCCGCCCUACAAGGGGCGUCUCACCCUCCGACUGCGGGAUGCCCCGCGGGAGGAAAGCAUCGGCGAGCUGCUGGGUGACAGCAAAGAGCUGAAAUUCGGAGCUCCAGCCCGGCAGCGGAGACAGCAAGGGCUCCGACUAGGCGGGGGGGUCGACCCUCUCCAAGCACUGGUUGAUCAAACUCGGCCACCCGUCACAGAGGAUGACGAGCCGGAUUCGGAAUUUGAGCGAGAGUUCGAAAGAGCUGUUGCCGGGGCGGCCUCCAGCAUGCCAGCUCGGCCGGCGCCACCAGAGCCGGCAGCUUCAGCUGAGCCCGCAGGCGACGACCUUGAUGAUAUCGUCGGCGAGAUCGGCGACAUACUGGGUGAUGAGCAGCUUACCAGUGCAAGGCGGACGUUGCGAAGAUCACAGACGGCUCCGACAGCUGCCCUUGACCAUCACACAGCAGAGCUCGAGGAGGAGGCCGAGCAGAGGAGGCCUGACAGCGGGCGGGGUCGCGGCUUGACCUCUGAAGAGGAAGGUCUGGGACGCCGCAGACAGGCAAGCGGCACACCCGUGCAGCGCACAGGCACCCGUGAUCGGGCAGACAUGCCGCCGCCAGGUGACACGGGCAGGACCUUCACUCUUGGCUCCCCACGACAGCGCUCACAGCCACCUCCUAGCUCCCCACCGGAUCGAUUUGACCGGUCUCCGUCAGGCAGCGGCUAUGCUUCGGAUGGCCGCUUCCAAGGGUCUGGUGCUGGAGAGUCGACCUCCGCCGGGCGAGCGUUGGAAGUGGAGCUUUCGCUGCAGGCACGGCCACGGCGGCGACUUGGGGGAGCAAAGGCUCCAGUGGAUCCGGGCCUGGAUGCCGAGGAGCUUCCCAUUCCUGACCAGCGCGAAGGAGAAGGAAGCAGCUUCGAGGUCCCUCAGCCACGUGGGGCUGGCAGCGUUCGGGCAGGAAGCGCUGCAAGUGGCAACAGCGUGCCCGGCCGAAGUGCCACGCCCGCAAAGAGUCCUCCGAGCUCUGCGGGCAGCCGGCGGGUACCGCCAAGCACUGGCUCGGCGAUCCAGACGCGCACGGGCGAGUCGACCAACGUGGCCAAGGCUCCUCUCGAUAUGGGGCUCGACCUGGGUUUCGAUGCCGAUGAGCUUGGCCUUCCCGAUCUUGGAAUUUCCGACCAGCGCGAAGGAGAAGGAAGCAGCUUCGAGGUCCCUCAGCCACGUGGGGCUGGCAGCGUUCGGGCAGGAAGCGCUGCAAGUGGCAACAGCGUGCCCGGCCAAAGUGCCACGCCCGCAAAGAGUCCUCCGAGCUCUGCGGGCAGCCGGCGGGUACCGCCAAGCACUGGCUCGGCGAUCCAGACGCGCACGGGCGAGUCGACCAACGUGGCCAAGGCUCCUCUCGAUAUGGGGCUCGACCUGGGUUUCGAUGCCGAUGAGCUUGGCCUUCCCGAUCUUGGAAUUUCCGACCAGCGCGAAGGAGAAGGAAGCAGCUUCGAGGUCCCUCAGCCACGUGGGGCUGGCAGCGUUCGGGCAGGAAGCGCUGCAAGUGGCAACAGCGUGCCCGGCCGAAGUGCCACGCCCGCAAAGAGUCCUCCGAGCUCUGCGGGCAGCCGGCGGGUACCGCCAAGCACUGGCUCGGCGAUCCAGGCCCAGCGUGCUGGCGAAUCCGUCGCUGUGGCCAAGGCUGCGACCGCUGCCAAUCUGCAGGGCCGUCUUCAUUCUGCGCAGGCGACGCAAUCCCAGCCUGUGCCUCGUGGCGCAGCUGACACAACGUACGAGCCGCGUGGUGUUGCCAUGCAGGCAGAUCAGGUACGUGUGACACCUGUGCCGUCUGCUGGUGCAGUGCUUCUGCCUCACAUGGCAGAAGGGCCAACGCCCAAGGGCGGCAUCAGCACCCCACCCUCCGAAAGGGAUUUGUCCUUCGCGAUUGAUCCUGGCGCAUUGGGAGGCCCAAGCUUUCCGGCUGGCCCGCCGCUUGGCAGUGCGCCUUCGCACGACCUGCUGCUGCAACUGGCACAGGCCAAGGCGAAGGUCAAGCACCUCGAGCUGCAGCUCGAGGACUGCGAGCAGCGCUGGCAGCGGCGCUUCGAGGACGCGAAGCGCCAGGAGGACGCCGGGCACGCGCGUAUGGAGUUGCAGUGCCGAUACCUGGAAGCCGAGCUCGACAGAUGCAAGGAGGUGCACGCCAGCGAGAUGCGACAUUUUCAAGAGCAGAAGCGACUUCUUGUCCAAAGUCAUACGACGGAAGUCGAAGAUGCAAAGCGCGAAGAACGACGGAAGGCGCAGGCUGACGUCGACAAGGUGAAAGCCGACUGCCGACUGGAGAUGGAGGAGCAGAAGCGGAAGCACGAGCGCUCCGUCUCCAUCCUGAAGCAACAGUCCGACGUCGAGGCAGAGAGCCUCCGCCGGGCCCAUGCCGGAGAGCACCACCUCACGAAGCUCGUGGAGCAGGUGCAGGGCUCCGUGGCCGAAGUAGAGCGACUCAGCAAACGUGUGGAUUCCGACAAAACCUUGGAGUGGUCGGUUCGCGAGAGGCAGCUGGAGGCAAGAGAGAAGAACGCACGUGAGUUGGAGGCGCAGCUCUCUCGCCAGGGCAAGGAGGUAGAAGAGCAGCGAAGAAGACUGUCUGAGAUGGUGACGAACUUGAGGUCUUCUCAGGAAGACGACAGUUCCGCCAUGGCUGCUGACCGAGAGCGGCUUCAGGCGGAGCAUCAACGUCUGCUGGAUCUGCAGCAAAGCGUGCGCGAUGCUGACCGCAACAACAAGGAGGCGAUGAAGCACGCCUGGGCUCAGGUAGAAGAGGAGCGGAGGACAUUGCAGGAGCAGCAGCUCCGCUUGGACAGCGAGCUGAACGCGAGAAGAGAGGAAUUGGACGUGCAGGAGCAUCGCCUCAAAGCCGAGACGGAGAGGCUGAAGUCCUUGCACCAGCAGAUCGAGGUGGCCCGGCAGAGCGCGGCGCGCCGGAUCCGGGACACGGAGUCCACGGUGGCCAACGAGCGACGUUGCCUCAUGAACGACUUGGAGGUCUUCGAGGAGAGACGCCGGCUCCACGCGCAGGAAGCGCUGAAGCUGGAAACAGACCGCAAGAGCUUCCAAGAGGAGAAGGAACAGUUGGAGAGCGACCUCCAAAGCAUGGGCCUGAUGGCGCACGAGGUUGAAAGGCGUUCCGAGGAGAUUCGGGCGUUACAUGACCAAGCAGCAGAGGCGAGAGCAGAGCUGCAACUUCUUCGUGGCCAAUUGCAGGAAGAACGAACGGCUCAAGGCUCCGAGAUGGAGCGCCUCAAGACCAUGCAUUCCUUGGUUGAGCAGCAGCGGCUGCAAUUGCUCCAGACCGAAAAUCAACUGCGCCUGCGGGGUAUCGAGGAUGUGGACCUACAGGUGACGACGCAGGCACACUUUGCGCCGGGAGUAGGUGACCACGGCGACCAGUCAGCGGCUUUCCCGCUGGCUGAGGCGCUCCCUGAUCCAGUGAGGGCAGGUCGGCGCGAGCCGGAAAUGCUCAAGGCUGGCGUAGCAGGACCCCUGUCCAAGAAGAGACUUCCUGCAACUCCCUGCAGGGCAGGUGGUCGGCCGACAGGUGGCUUUGGAUUCGAAGUUCGGUCGCAGCUCCAGCGUUUGAGGCAGGAGAACGGCGCGAUGCAGACGUACCUGACACAAAGUGCUGCUUUCUUGCAGCAGGCGCAGGGGACUGCUGCGCCUGCUCCGGCGCGCAGAGCCCUGAGCUUGGGCACGACAUCGUCUGAUACGCCUUUGGAGGACUUGUCCAGCCAAACGUCCUCUGCUGACAUGUGA
Messenger RNA from Symbiodinium sp. CCMP2592, 8019 nucleotides. The record is from the annotation of a GenBank genome assembly. Lineage: Eukaryota; Dinophyceae; Suessiales; Symbiodiniaceae.